This is a messenger RNA of Apus apus (common swift), 9581 nucleotides long. It is a transcript of the gene GRK3, whose product is annotated as G protein-coupled receptor kinase 3. NCBI's taxonomy places the organism in Eukaryota, Metazoa, Chordata, Aves, Apodiformes, Apodidae. Gene Ontology annotation, molecular function: ATP binding; G protein-coupled receptor kinase activity; G protein-coupled receptor binding. Gene Ontology annotation, biological process: protein phosphorylation; regulation of signal transduction; G protein-coupled receptor signaling pathway. The record is from RefSeq and is a predicted model, not a curated record. Bases 432 to 2534 code for a protein of 700 amino acids. The transcript is spliced from 22 exons.
CCCGCCCAUGGCCGCCCAGCCCCGCGGCCGCGCUCCGACCUGCCCCGCGUAGGCUGCGAGCCGCGGGGGCCGCGCUGGGCUGCCCCGCCGCCAUGGGCCCGGCGGGGGCGGGCGAGCGCUGAGGGGCCCGGCGCGGCGGGGGCGGUGCGCGGCCGCGGGGGGGGGGUUUCCCGCCCGCCCGCCCGGCGGCCGCGGGCUGAGGGCGCGCAGGGCCGGCGGCGAGCCCCGGGCGCGGAGGGCGGGGAGGCGGCCGUUGACCCCCCCCCCGCCUUCACACAGAGGCAGAAGCGCAGCCGGGAGGCGCUCGGCGGCACCGGUAGAGCGGGGGGAGCCGCCGCCGCCCGCCCGCCGCCAACCCCCCCCCCCCCCGCCUCGGGGGCGGCUGCCCCCGGUGGAGCCUCCAUCUGCAGCCCGGCGGCGGGAGCGGGAACAUGGCGGACCUGGAGGCGGUGCUGGCCGAUGUCAGCUACCUGAUGGCGAUGGAGAAGAGCAAGAGCACCCCGGCAGCCAGGGCCAGCAAGAAGAUCACCCUGCCCGAGCCCAGCAUCCGCAGUGUUAUGCAGAAAUACCUCGAGGAGAGGGGUGAAUUAACCUUUGACAAGAUCUUUCAUCAGAAAAUUGGAUUUUUGCUCUUUAAAGACUAUUGCAUGAAUGAGAUUGAUGAAGCUGUCCCUCAGCUCAAGUUCUAUGAAGAGAUAAAAGAGUAUGAGAAACUGGAUUCUGAGGAUGAGCGCCUGAGCCGAAGUCGUCAGAUCUAUGACACGUACAUCAUGAAGGAGCUGCUGUCCUGUUCCCAUCCUUUCUCCAAACAAGCUGUAGAUCAUGUACAAACACAUCUAGCCAAGAAACAAGUGCCAGGCAGCCUUUUCCAGCCAUAUAUAGAAGAAAUCUGUGAUAGUCUCCGAGGAAAAAUAUUUCAGAAAUUUAUGGAAAGUGACAAGUUUACUAGGUUUUGUCAAUGGAAAAAUGUAGAGCUAAAUAUUCACCUGACCAUGAAUGAUUUUAGUGUACAUAGAAUAAUAGGAAGAGGGGGAUUUGGUGAAGUGUAUGGUUGCAGAAAAGCAGACACUGGAAAAAUGUAUGCAAUGAAAUGUUUAGAUAAGAAGAGAAUCAAGAUGAAGCAAGGAGAAACAUUAGCCUUAAAUGAAAGAAUUAUGCUGUCGCUUGUCAGUACAGGAGACUGUCCUUUUAUAGUGUGUAUGACCUAUGCCUUCCACACCCCUGACAAACUCUGCUUCAUCCUGGACCUGAUGAAUGGAGGAGAUUUGCACUACCACCUCUCCCAACAUGGAGUGUUUUCUGAAAAAGAAAUGAGGUUUUAUGCUACUGAGAUCAUCCUGGGUUUAGAACACAUGCACAAUCGCUUUGUUGUGUACAGAGACCUAAAGCCUGCAAACAUCUUGCUGGAUGAACAUGGGCACGUGAGGAUAUCAGACCUUGGGCUGGCUUGUGAUUUUUCCAAAAAGAAGCCACAUGCUAGUGUAGGUACCCAUGGAUACAUGGCUCCUGAGGUGCUCCAGAAGGGAACAGCAUAUGACAGCAGUGCUGACUGGUUCUCCUUGGGCUGCAUGCUUUUCAAGCUGCUGAGAGGUCACAGCCCUUUCAGACAGCACAAAACCAAAGACAAGCAUGAGAUCGACCGGAUGACGCUCACCGUGAAUGUGGAGCUACCAGAGUCAUUUUCUCCUGAACUGAAGUCCCUGUUGGAAGGGCUCCUGCAGCGGGAUGUAAGCAAGAGACUUGGAUGCCAAGGAAGAAGUGCACAAGAAGUAAAAGAACAUCCUUUCUUCAAAGGCAUUGAUUGGCAGCAAGUCUAUUUACAAAAGUAUCCUCCACCAUUGAUUCCUCCCCGGGGAGAAGUAAAUGCAGCAGAUGCUUUUGAUAUAGGAUCAUUUGAUGAAGAGGACACUAAAGGCAUUAAGUUGCUCGAUAGUGACCAGGAAUUAUAUAAGAACUUCCCUCUGGUAAUAUCGGAGCGUUGGCAGCAAGAAGUAGCAGAAACUGUUUAUGAUGCAGUAAAUGCAGACACAGAUAAAAUUGAGGCCAGAAAAAGGGCUAAAAAUAAGCAGCUUGGCCACGAGGAAGAUUAUGCACUUGGGAAGGACUGCAUUAUGCACGGAUACAUGCUGAAACUGGGGAACCCCUUCUUGACCCAGUGGCAGCGUCGAUACUUUUACCUCUUCCCCAACCGACUUGAAUGGCGAGGAGAAGGCGAGUCACGGGACCUCUGGACUAUUUAUACAAAAAAACAUAAACUGCAAAACCUCCUGACAAUGGAACAAAUAGUAUCUGUUGAAGAAACACAAAUUAAAGACAAGAAAUGCAUCUUAUUGAGAAUUAAAGGAGGAAAACAGUUUGUCUUACAGUGUGAGAGUGACCCAGAAUUUGUUCAGUGGAAAAAGGAGCUGACAGAGGCUUUUACCGAGGCACAGAGGCUGCUGCGCCGGGCUCCAAAGUUUCUCAAUAAAUCUCGCUCAACAGUUGUAGAGCUUUCCAAGCCACCCCUGAGCCACAGGAACAGCAAUGGGCUGUAGGAGCCAGGGAGCAACGUUCCCGUCGGGAAAGCUACUUUGUGAACAUGUUGAGUUUCACAGAAUCCUUACGAAUGACUUUGUGCAAUCCUGGAUGCAGGAUGUGCUUAGAAGAGGAAGAAUUAGAUGUUUACAGCGGGGGGUAAUGUCAGAACUCUGUCUCUGGAGGUUGUGAAGACUGGAACAAUGGGAAGUGGCUCCGUGUUCCUAGCAGUGGUGGCAGUGACCAACCCUAGAGGCUGCAUGUUGCUCCCACGCAUUCCCACCCCGCCGGUGUCUCAGAUGUGGUCUGUUACUCCAGCUACUGAAGGAAGGAAGACUUUUCUCUGCAAUACCCUCGUUUGGUGCAUACCAAGCCUGGAGACUGACGUGGUUUCUGCUGGGCAGGGCAACACUGUUGUGUGCGGCCCCAACAGGGCCCUGGGCUGUGGGAGGAGCUGCAGACUCGCCCUGUUGGAAAACCUUUAACCUGUCCUGUUGCCAUGUUCUUUCCAACCGUUACUGCUGACUUUAUAACAACCUUUCUCCAUACUGCUGAUGAUCAACAGUGUGACUCUUAUGCACUUCAAAGUACUGAGUUCUAACUGUCCUGUGGUAUAAAUGUUAUUGCUACUUCAUGGAAACAUUGAACUCAGAUUAUUCACUCGGUUUGUUGUACUCGCUAAUAGUAGCUACCACCGUUUGCUUCUUCUACGUAUAUGCAGUACUAUAACUGACACAAUAGAGUAAUAAUUGGUGAAGAGGAAUUUAUGGUAGCUUCAUCUAGUGCUCUGUUGUAUAAAUUGACUAUUUUAGCACAGUUUUUAAAGAGCAGAUUCCUUUUGACAAGUUUACAGUGAACAUAAAGACAGUUCUUUUUCCAUUUCAGGUCAACUGCACUUUUUAAAAAUUAAAAAAAUUAUUCAAAUUCCAUGCAUUCUAGUGCAUGUACUGGGUUAAAAUGUCUGGGUACCUUGGUACGUAUUUGGGAUCACUCUUCAGUUAUGGGACUUGUGGAUCCCUCUGUACACAAAAACAUGAAGCAAGUGUGUUCCUGUAGUGUAGAUAUCCCAGACCUUCUCUGUAGCUCAGCUCAGGGGGUUCUUGCACAAAUCUCAUGGCUCAGCUUGCAAAAGGAUUCUUAAAUUUCUUUUUGAGAGAGUACAGAGUGUCCCCAUAGAGAACUGAGGAUGGAGCUGACAAAACGAGCUGAUGAAUGCCAGAUUUCUAUUAAUUCCGCUUGAGCCAUCAGUUGUGUCAUGUGGAAACUCUUCCUAAAGCAAAGAUACAAUCUCUGAACCGUCAGACAGCGUCAAACAUGUGGACUCAGCCUUUCCCUGGUUGUUGUGAUGUUUGUAAGAGAUAGGUCAGGGCUGGAUUUAAGCUUUUUUUUUUUUUUCUGAAUCAACAAACACCAUAGAGAGUAUUUUCUGCCUAGUUAUGGAGGUGCAAUUCCUUAAAGUCCUUAAAGACUCUGGGAAUUGCAUCUCCAUGACCGGGAGCAGAGGUGACCCUGACAGCUCUCUCUGCUCGGGUUGUCUGCUGUGUGUUGCUCACAGGUAACCACAGGUUUCUUGACUUGUUUCCUUGUAGAAAAGUACAAGUUGGCAAAGCCAGGAGAAUUAUUUUAAGUGUUUGUUUAUCCUGAACACACUUGUAAUAAAGUUGGAUGUGUUUGCUUCUAGAAGUGGGAAUGGCUUAGCCUGGCAUAGCGUGUGCUGUCGCGGGUGUGUCAGUCCUGCCUCACCGGCUGCGUGGGAGGAACAGGCAUUUGGGAAGAUGCCCCACAUGAGUCAGGUGAUACCUUUUCAUCACUUGUUUCCCCCCUUUUAUUUUUCAAACUACUCUGUAAAAAGAGUACCGACUUCUCUGUUGUUGUUGCUGGUAAGUGGUGUUCAGGAUCUCGGCUUCCUCUCCUCUCAGCUCUGGUGUUUAUCAACGUGUGGCACAGAAAGUGUCUCCUCUUAUGGCACUGGUGGUGUUCAGUGUUCCUAGAAUACCAUGCAAUGCUCUCAGUUUUAUUCUUGUUUGGGAAAAAACCCACCACCUCAGAUUGUGAUAAAGGCCACUUUCAGUUCUCAUGUAGCUUGUUCAUACUUUCUUAGUUCGUGAUGAGUUCCAUUCUUCACUUGGUUAUUUUCCACGGUCGCUUUCCGUGCGGAGCCCGUGCAUUCUGAGCUGUGCAGGCCCUGCUGCAGCAAACCACAGGUUGUGGUGCUGGUGUCUGUGCAGAGGGGAGGGACAGACAGCUCUGCGAUGGUGCCUCAGACCCACAGAUUUUGUAUGAAAUGAGGGCUGGGUAUUGACUUACAGAAGUAGGCGUGUUGUCGGGUGGAGUGGGGAGCCCUAGAACGUGCUCGUUGGCCUGGGCUGUGUUGCCUCCAUUGGUCAGCACUGCUGGUCAGGGCAGGUGGGAGCAGAAUAGCAAAAUACUUGGUUUUCAGUAGUCAACUGGUUUAUCAACAGUCUUUGUAUUUGUGACUCACACAUGACUGUGCUGUUAGGAGAGAAAGCGAGGUUACUGAAGCCAAAACCUGGGGUACAUGUGGAGGCAGCUGGGAUCCCAGAAAUGUGUGAGGUUCUGGGCAGAAGGGACUGGCUCCUGGUGUGGAGAGAGAGCUGGGAUUGUGCCCUCCAGAUACCACUCCCAACUGAUCAUUCCUGCUUUAGGUACCAAUUUCUCUGAAGUUUUCUUGGACAAAGAUUCUUGCUGGUGUUGUUUUACAUGAGAGUCCUUAGCUGUGUGUGUAGAAAAUCAGGCAGAGAGCACAGGGGACAUGGUGGUGUCUCUUACACACUGUCACCACAUUUGUAGGACUUUUCUUUUAAUGUUCAGGGAAGUAAAGAUAAAAAAUUAGAGCUUCAGGCAUCAGCAGAGCUGAGUGAAUGAUUGAACACAGAUUUUUAAACAAACAAAUUACCUUGAAGUCUUAAAAAAAAGAAAUCACCUGUACUGAAGAUUUAAGCACGUACUUGUUUAUUCCAUUUCAAAACAGAGAAUUACAUGCCAGACAGAGCUGUAUUAAACACUCCCCUGACAGUUCCACAUGCCUUCAGUGCUGCAGGGAUUGUUUUCCAAUUACUCUUUGUCUCUGAAGUACAAGCUGACAAAUGCAGAAAGGCUAGAUCCUGGAAAGCAAGGGCAGGAGGGAAGUGGUGAUGGAAAGAGGGGCAGAUUCUGCUCGGGGUCAGAGGGGAUUUUGAGAUCUCCAGCUCUGUUGUGUGUGUGUUCCUGUCCCUUUCCUUGUCCCUUUCCCUCCACUCUGAGGUAGGGUGGCAUUUUUGAUAUGUGGGAGUUGCUGUAAUAGAAUGUCUCACUUCAAGAACAGAGAGACAGCAAAUUCCAGCCAAAAUCAGACUUUUAGGAGCUGAAAUUUAAGUGCAGGAGAAGCAAAGCAGCUGUUUUUCCUGCUGCAAGCUGAGUGCAGCUGAGGAACCAUUUGGAGCCAGGCUGGGGCUGUCAAGUGUUCCCUAGACACAGUGUCAGCCAGGAUGUCCCCUCACUGCUGGUACAAAUUAGGCAUUUUUUAUUAUUUUAAUUUAUUUGAUAAUUAUUUUGCAAAUUCGUGAAACAAGGGAACACUUACUAAUGUAUUUGUUUUAAAACCUUCAUCCUACUGUAGACCAUCCAGUUUUCUAAGUAUAGAAGCUGGUUGGUAUUGGUUGUGCUUGAGCUCUGUCUUGUCACUGGUCCAGGCUGCAGCCUGACGAGUCGCUCCUCCUGUGGCUGCAGCAAGAUGGGCUUUGCAGGGGUCAGUGCUGGAGCUGGUCCAUCUUGUGCUGGUGUUCCUGGUAUGUUACCCCCCGUUAGGCUUCAAAAAAAGACUCUGGGGAUGCUAAUAAUAGUUGGAUGUGUGACUGGGAAGGCUGGCAGGUCGGGACAGGGGUGUGCUUGCUGUGCACAGCUCCAGGAGAGGGACCUCAGCUCAACUGUGCUUGAUUUUCCUUAACUUCAACAACUCUCCUUUGGAAACUCAGCAGCAGUUUUUCUUCCACUUCUGCAAGGGUUAAACCAGGCACUAGGAUCAUUGGAUUGGCUUUGUUAUUAAUAUAAAUGCAGGUGUUUGCAGUCCAGGGCACAGGCAAUAGGAAAGGUUGUGUAUUUGGUGCUAAAAACAAACCUGUUUAUCCAAGUUGUGAUCCUGUGCGAGUGCUGGUGUGGAGCUGCUGGGGCUGCUGCUGUUGUACCACAGUGUUGCCACCACGGGCAGGAUGGUGAUGACUUGUGCACCAGUUUUUGGUGGGUUCCUGUCUCUGCUGAUAGCAAAUGAGCUCUUGCAGGGUGCAGUGCCUAGAGCUCUGAUUGUUCUGUCCCUGGCAGCCGGGCAGUGUCAGGACUGGGCUCUGCUCUGCAGGUCUUGGCAUUCCCUCAUGCAGCAGGUGGCAGUGACACAGAUACUUUUAACUCUGAAAUGCUCCAAAUAUCUAUGGAAGGACGACUAUUUUGAAGUGUACAGUAGAAACUAAAUAAUGCUAGUUGUCUUGAUUAAUAUGAGGAGUGGGUCAAUUCGUCAAGUUAAAGAAAAAAUCGGAGAGGCGUAUUUUCAAAAAGCAUAGUAUUAAUUUUAAUAUUGUAAAAAAAAGGAAAAUAUCUAAAAUAUACAGAGAGCAUAUAUAUAUCCAGAUGUCUGAGGAAUUUCAAGAUAAUCUACUUUUGUUUUCUGUUGAUUUCUACCCAUGGUGUACAUAUUGUGUGGAUUGAACAUUGGCUGUUUUAAUACUAUUGUUAAAUUGUAUUUUUAUUUUGUGUUAAACUAAUCAUCACAGACUCAGCUUUAUUUUGUUUAUGUAAAGGUUGCUAUGCUAUGUAGGUAUAAAACCAAGAAUUCUAUUUUAACAACAAAAAAAAGCAUUUUAUAUUAUUUAUUAAAUACAUGUUUCUCCAACUUCUGACAUUCCACAGAGUUUCUGCUCCAUAUAUGUAUAGAGGUGGUAGUUCCUUUCAAGCAGGAUCAGUCAGCUUUAUUCUGUUUUUCAUAAUAAAGUCAAAAUAGUUUCUGUCAGUCUGGCCAACUUACCCUUCUGUUAUGAGCACAGAGACUUGCAGGUGCUGUUGGGACCAUCUCAAAGUGCAGUGACUUGUAACUGCAGAAACACCUGAAAAACUCUUGCAAUAUAAACCCCUUGGUUUGGUAUUUCUGAAUUUCCCCUGUAUUCCUGGGCAUUGCAGAGAGCAGGCUUUUGUUCCUCCGAGUCUGUGCUGGGUUCAUGAGGGUUAAUAACCUUAACUUAGGGUAAGGAAUUAGCUUGAUGUUUAGAAAAGCUCAGCCAUCAGCUCAGGUAUUUAGAAAGCUCUUUAAUUCCAUGGUUGAUGAGCUGGUGGAAGGGGGAGCCUGGCAAGGCUGUGGAGGUUGAGCAGGAGUGGAGUCUGCACUUGGGCUGGUGUGGGUGUAGGGCACAGACAGGCUGCCUGGCACUCACCAGCGCAAAAAUGUAUUUACUGGAAAGGGUUUUUGGUGUUUCAGGGUGAUUACUUGGUCCCUCAAGAGAGGCUGGAGGCUGUGAGGCCAGGUGAGGUGCCCUGCGGAGCACAGGGGGCCCAGCAGCAGAUGCUGUGCUCAUCCCCAGGCUGAGGAGGGAAGGGGACCCGGUGGGGACAGUCCCUCAGGGGUGUGGGGAGGCCAGCUGGCCCUUCCUCAAGUUGAAGCUCCCACAUAAGCCAUCCCCUCAUUGCCAGGAGCCACAGGGCAGGCUCAGCCAGGGGCAGUGGGGCUCGGCUGUGCUGCUGCCCCUGGGCCUGCUGGGGUGUUUGCUGGGGUGCUGCUACUGCUGAGCACAUCUGUAGGUGACCAAACCAGCCACCCCCUUCCUGAGCAAGGUACAAAAAUAGCAUGGAAUCCAUCAGAUAACUCAGUUGCUAAAAAUAUUCCAGUUGCAAUCAUGUCCUGUGCAGUCUGAGGAGAACUCAAGGUAGGAAAGCGCAUGCUUUCAAUUUCCACCAUGAUGGAGCUUGAAGGACGUGCUCUUUGGGGCUGAGUGGGAUGUGGCAUCUCCAGGGUGAGCUGUGGCGUUGUCAGCUGUGCUGAUGAAGCUCCUUGUCUUGUUGAGACACUGCCUGAUGUGGGGAGGGGAUGGCUGCUUUUCCCUACUUCUUGCCUCGUUUUGCAUUUUCCCCUUCUCACGCCUGCCUGCUGGUGUUUGCUCUGUGGCUGAGCUGUUGUGUUGAGCUGCUCUGCCCAGAGCACCUGGAAGGAGGGAGAGGCUGGUGGCAGCUGUGACACCACAGUGGUAGGAUCAUGGUUUCUUGGCAUCACCUGCCAGGAAUGUGCUGUGAUUGUGAUGAUGUUGAGCCCAGUGCCACAAAUCUGAUACACGUCCAGGCAGGGAUUCUUUAGAAAACCUGGGGACAGGGUCAGAAAACUGGUUAUUUGUCCAGGGUCAGGAUUUGUCUGGGUUUGUGUAACUUGCUGUCCUGCCAACGGGACAUGGAGCAGGUGUAGCUACGGGCUGGCCUGGAUGUGGGGCUGGGAAGAGGCUUUCCCAGCUGUAGCAGGCAUCCUUUCCUUAAGGAAGGGCAGAGAUCUGAGAGGGUAAGAUGGCAAAUUAAAAUGGUCUGAAAAACAGAAUAAAGCAAGAGCAUCCUAGGAGAGGUGUUUCACAAGCACUGUUUCAGUGACAACAUUCAAUCCUUUGGAAAACAAAAAGGAGCAGAUUCAUGUGAAUAGCUACUAGUGAUUUUAAAGAAAUAUAUUGAAAGAGAACCCAUUUUCCAUGUGUAAUUUAAUGGUGAGAAAAGCCAGUAUCUGUAAAUAACUUUAGAUAUUGUAUCUAUGAGAAUCAUUCCUUGUUUUAUGUACUUGGCUCUUUUUGUAUUUAUUGUGCAGAGGAGGGUGUGCCCUGCGCCCGCGUGUGCUGCUGCCCGGCCAGCAGUGCUUCCCAGAGACUACUCAGAGUUUACAGCCCUCGGCCGUUUGUGACUGAUGUGCCACACGUGGGUCAUUCCCCCAUUAUUAAUAUUAUUAUUUUUUUUUAAAGGAUUAUUUUGGCACAGCUAAGCUGCUUCUGUGUGUUGGUCAGUACAACUGCUCUCAUACGAUGAGAACCCCAAUAAAAACCGUCCUUUGCGUGUGG